This is a messenger RNA of Cucurbita moschata (crookneck pumpkin), 1039 nucleotides long. Its product is annotated as prostaglandin E synthase 2-like. Gene Ontology annotation, cellular component: mitochondrion. Gene Ontology annotation, molecular function: prostaglandin-E synthase activity. The transcript is spliced from 7 exons. Lineage: Eukaryota; Viridiplantae; Streptophyta; Magnoliopsida; Cucurbitales; Cucurbitaceae. The record is from RefSeq and is a predicted model, not a curated record. The annotation marks the transcript as partial.
ACGUGUACUGGAUCGAAUAUUCGGUGUUUCUCGCAAGGAUCGAAUCAAUUUGGUUUGUAUUAUCCUUCUUCUGUUCGGAAAGUUGCUGGAAAUGUUCGGUGCAUCUCUGUGGCCUCUUCAUCUUUGGCUCAAGAUGUGGUUAAUGACUCAUCGCGUCCCUCGUUCGUACCCAAGGAUGUGGUUCUCUACCUGUACGAGGCUUGCCCGUUCUGCAACGAAGUUAAAGCCUUCUUGGACUAUUACAACGUUCCUUAUAAAGUUGUGGAGGUGAUUCCUAUCUUCAAGAAGGAGAUUAAGUGGUCUGAGUACAAGAAGGUGCCAAUUCUGAUGGUUGAUGGUGUGCAGAUGGUAGAUUCUACAGAUAUAAUUGAUAAGCUGUACCAAAGAAUUCAUCCUGAGAACUCUGCCUCGAUCUCAGAAGAAGAGAGGAAAUGGCUUGGGUGGGUGGAUAAUCACCUGGUGCAUGUUUUAUCGCCAAACAUAUACAGAAAUUACAAAGAGGCUCUUGAGUCUUUUAAUUACAUAACCUCACAUGGAAAUUUUACUUUCACUCAAAGGGUAAUAGCAAAGUAUGGCGGGGCUACAGCCAUGUGUUUUGUUUCCAAGAAAUUGAAAGAGAAACAUAACAUCACCGAUGAAUGCAAAGCCUUAUAUGGAGCUGCAGAAACAUGGGUGUAUGCCCUGAAAGACCGUCGGUUUCUCGGUGGAUCAAAUCCUAAUUUAGCUGAUCUUGCUGUCUUUGGUGUCUCGAGACCGAUCAGAUACCUUCAAUCUGGAAAAGAUAUGGUAGAACAUACAAGAGUUGGUGAAUGGUAUACUAGAAUGGAGAAAGAUGUGGGAGAAUCUGCAAGGAUUGAUUCCGUAAGUUAGUACAAUUUAUAGUUUUUGUUUGUCAAUAUUACUCAAUGUCUUGCUAGGUUAUAGAAAAAUAUCAGACAAUAUAGGAUUUCUCUUGUCCUUUCAGAUGAUUGAAGGGUCUGAAUUUGGUGUCUUGUCUCUUAUAGGCUGAAAGGCAUUACUCGGUGAACCAAAUAGUAGA